Messenger RNA from Aspergillus niger, 1050 nucleotides. RefSeq lists its product as uncharacterized. Gene Ontology annotation, cellular component: mitochondrion. Gene Ontology annotation, biological process: pyrimidine nucleotide import into mitochondrion. Bases 1 to 1050 code for a protein of 349 amino acids. Gene Ontology annotation, molecular function: pyrimidine nucleotide transmembrane transporter activity. NCBI's taxonomy places the organism in Eukaryota, Fungi, Ascomycota, Eurotiomycetes, Eurotiales, Aspergillaceae. The record is from RefSeq and is a predicted model, not a curated record. The transcript has 4 exons.
AUGCAGCCUGUUGCUCACCAGUCGGGAGGCGCGUCUGGAGAUCCGCUCCCGCCGUCCUUGCCGACGGAGGCAAUCGAAGAGAAGGCCAGCGUGUCUAGCUUGGGACCAUGGAAUCAUUUGGUUGCUGGCGCUACCGGCGGCAUGGUCACUGCUAUCGUUACGAGUCCUCUUGAUGUUCUCCGCACGCGGUUGCAAACCGAUUACUAUCAGACACAGGGCGUGAACCGCUCAAUUCCCACACACGCGCACGUUCGUCAGUCAUUCGUUCGGACUUCUAUCCGCCAUUUUCGCGAGACGUUCGGCAUUCUCUUCUCUAUCCAUCGUGUUGAAGGCUGGCGGGGUAUGUUCAAGGGUCUUGGACCCAGCUUGACGGGUGUCGUCCCGGCCAGUGCGGUGAAGUUCUACACAUACGGAAACUGCAAACGCCUGCUGCCGGAGAUCUUGGGUUGCGACAAGGAUACUACUCUGGUACAUGCCAUGUCCGCAGCAUGCGCUGGUAUCGCCACGGGCUCAGCUACCAACCCUAUUUGGGUGGUCAAAACUCGUCUUCAGUUGGAUAAGGCUGGUGCUCGCCGGUACAAGAACAGUCUUGAUUGUACCAAGCAGAUUCUGCAACAAGAGGGUCCCAAGGGUCUCUACAGAGGUCUGACGGCCAGCUACUUGGGCACAAUCGAAACAACACUGCAUCUGGCCAUGUAUGAGCGCAUCAAGGGACUUAUUUCCAAGGAGGUCAAUUUGGAUAAGAACUCGGAUUCGAACAAGUUUGUUCAGGGCCUUGCUCUGAGUGGAGCGUCGGGAUUGUCGAAGCUGUUUGCUUGCUUGAUCGCGUAUCCCCAUGAGGUUAUCCGUACUCGACUUCGACAGGCUCCGAUGGCGGACGGUCGCCAGAAGUAUACUAGUAUCCUCCAGUGUGCGCGGUUGAUCUUGAAGGAAGAGGGAGUGAUCGCGCUGUAUGGAGGAUUGACGGCACACCUUCUCCGCACGGUGCCGUCGGCAGCGAUCACCAUCGGGACAUACGAGCUGGUUCUCAAGGUCCUUGAGGGACGUUAA